AUGAAAGCUGCUCGAUACUAUGGCAGGCGCGAUAUCAGGAUUGAGACAAUCCCUGAUCCACCACCCCCAGGCCCUAAUGAGGUGACCAUCGACGUCUACUGGGGCGGCAUUUGUGGUACUGACCUUCAUGAAUACACAUCGGGCCCUCUCACCAUAAACACGCCAGAUAAACCUCACGGUAUCACCAACGACCACAUCCCCGUCACGUUCGGUCACGAAUUCUGUGGUCGGGUCUCUGCGCUGCCCUCUGGAUAUCCUGAAGACGGACCCUUCAAGCUGGGAACCCCCAUCAUGGUCGAUCCACGGAUUGUCUGCCGGAAAUGCACCGCGUGCACGAGUGGGUGCGACAAUAUGUGCACCAAUUGGGGUUAUAUCGGCCUCAAUGGCGGCGGAGGCGGUGGCGCGGGCUUCAGCGAGAAAGUCAACGUUGAAAUGAGGAUGUGUCAUGCUCUCCCUGACGACGGAAGUGUUGAUCUGAAUAGCGUGGUGCUUUGUCAGCCUUUGACGGUCGGGCGACACGCGCUGUCAGCAAGCGGCAUCACCGAUUUUACGGGGUUGAACGUGCUUGUACUGGGGGGUGGCCCAGUGGGGUUGGCCGUCUUGCUCAAUCUGCGCGCAAAAGGGGUGGGCACUGGCCUCAGUGGGAGGGUGCUGGUCUCCGAACCCACGGCAAAGAGAAGUGAGAUGAUUCGACGACUAGGACUGGCAGCUCCGGACGAUCUUUUGGACCCGUCAGUCUCAAAUGUGGCAGAGAUAUGCAAGGCGAGGACCCAAGGGAGAGGAGUGGAUAUUGUGUUUGACUGUGCAGGCGCAAAGGCGGGUAUGCUCGCGGGCAUGGAAAGCUUGAAGCUGAAAGGAACGUACCUCAACAUCGCCGGUUGGAAGCAGCCGUUCGAGAUUCCGAUGCAGCAUGCUUUCUUCCGGGAGUUAACCACCAAGUUCUCCAUGGGGAACAACGAUAACGAUUACCGGGAAGUUGUGGAGGACUUUGUGGCGGGUAAGUUCGCUGGUGCUGAGGCUCUGAUCACGAGGAGACUUCCGGUCGAGGAGUUGGCCGAGAAGGGCCUAGAAGAGCUGGUGAGAAACAGGGAUGACCAUGUCAAGAUUGUUGCAACGUGGAGGAAAGAUCUCCUCAACCUGUAA
This is a messenger RNA of Fonsecaea nubica, 1143 nucleotides long. RefSeq lists its product as hypothetical. The record is from RefSeq and is a predicted model, not a curated record. Gene Ontology annotation, molecular function: (R,R)-butanediol dehydrogenase activity. The transcript has 2 exons. Bases 1 to 1143 code for a protein of 380 amino acids. Gene Ontology annotation, cellular component: cytoplasm. NCBI's taxonomy places the organism in Eukaryota, Fungi, Ascomycota, Eurotiomycetes, Chaetothyriales, Herpotrichiellaceae. Gene Ontology annotation, biological process: butanediol biosynthetic process.